CCAAUCCGGCGUUACCUGUAAGCAAACGCGCCGCCCUCUCAUUGGCCGCCCUCCUUUUCCUCCAUUUUUAUUUUUACUCGAAUCCUCCUCCUCCUCUUAAUAUCCAUUCCUUCGUCUCCCCCCUUCUGCUUCCAGGCUCCCCGACAACCAGAAGAAGUUCAUCAGUAAAAUUGUGGAGCAGAUUGUUGGAGAAGGAAGAAGAAAGAGCAGAGAGAACCGGCUCGGAUGAAAAGUUGCAGUGUUUGGUCGAUGGCUCCAGCAAGGUGGUUUCUUUGAGGAGGAGAAGGGAGAAGGCGAUGGGGAAGGAAGGGGAGCAGACGAGAGGAGAGGUGAGGAGGUUGCUGUUCGGCAAGUACGAGAUUGGGAGGGUCUUGGGGAAAGGGACGUUCGCCAGGGUGUACUACGGCCGCGAGCUCAGCUCCGGCGAGAGCGUGGCUGUCAAGGUGAUCGACAAAGAGCAGGCCCGGCGGGAGGCCGGAAUGAUGGAGCAGAUCCGGCGGGAGAUCAAGGUGAUGCGCCUCGUCCGCCACCCCAACGUGGUGGACCUCCGGGAGGUGAUGGCCACCAAGACCCGCAUCUUCUUCGUGAUGGAGUACGUCCGCGGUGGCGAACUCUUCGCCCGCAUCGCCCGCGGCCGGCUGCCAGAGGACCAAGCCCGCCGCUACUUCCACCAGUUGAUCUCAGCUGUCGACUUCUGCCACAGCCACGGAGUCUCCCACCGGGACCUCAAGCCCGAGAAUCUCCUCCUCGACGACCACGGCGACCUCAAAAUCUCCGACUUCGGCCUCUCGGCGCUGCCGGAGCAGCUCAGGCAUGAUGGUCUCCUCCACACGCAGUGUGGUACCCCGGCCUACGUCGCGCCGGAGGUCCUCCGCCGCCGAGGCUACGACGGCGCAAAGGCUGAUCUGUGGUCCUGCGGCGUCAUCCUCUUCGUCCUCCUCGCUGGAUUCCUCCCAUUCCAAGACGAGAGCCUGAUGCAGAUGUACCAGAAGGUGUUCAAAGCGGAGUACCGAAUUCCGCCUUGGUUCUCCGGCCAAGCCAGCCGCCUUGUCUCCCGCCUCCUCGUCGUCAAUCCUGAUAAGCGUAUCUUAAUCCCUGCCAUACUGCAGUUUCCCUGGUUCAAAAAGGGAUCUUUCCGCCCGUCGCCCUUACAAAUCUCUAAGCUACCACCACCGCCGCUGACGCAGUUGGAGGAGGAAGCAAAGGUAGCGACGCCGAGGUUUUACAACGCCUUCGAGCUAAUCUCCAGCAUGUCCUCUGGGUUCGACCUCUCGGGACUGUUCGAGAGCCAGCAGAGGGCGGCAACGGUGUUCACAUCGCGGUCGCCAGCGGCGACGAUCGUGGAGAGGCUGGAGACGGCGGGGCGGGAGCUCGGCCUCGCAGUGGUGCGAACCAAGUCGUUCAUGGUGAGGAUGGAAGGAACAGUGGGGGGAUGGAAGAGGCGGUUGGCGGUGGAGGCGGAGGUGUUCGAGUUUGCGGCAGAGGUGGCGGUGGUGGAGUUCACAAACGUCGCCAGCGACACAUUCGAGUACGCCAAGUUCAUCGAGGAGGAGAUUCGGUCGGGGCUAACGGACAUAAUCUGGCUAUGGCAGGGCGACGACAAAGCUGACGCCGGCGGCGGAGGUAAGCCGUUUAAAAAUCCGCAGAGUUGACUUUCCAUUGACUUUUCUGAGUCAAUGGUUGAUUAAUGGGACUAAAAUAGUACUUGUAAAAACUAAAAAGCAAUUGAAGAUUUAAAAUAUGUAUUUUUGGUAUUUCCUUUAUGAUCUGAUAUAUGAGUUUACAAAAGAAUAUAUAUGUAAGUCAAAUAAAUUCCCUUUGUAAAAUUUUCAUAAAUAUUAUAUUAUUUGAGAAUGAUUCAUCAUUAUAACCCCUCAAAC
Molecule: messenger RNA, 1880 nt
Organism: Zingiber officinale
Lineage: Eukaryota; Viridiplantae; Streptophyta; Magnoliopsida; Zingiberales; Zingiberaceae
Product: CBL-interacting serine/threonine-protein kinase 5-like
Exons: 1
Coding region: 297-1652 (451 amino acids)
Biological process (GO): signal transduction; protein phosphorylation
Molecular function (GO): protein kinase activity; ATP binding
Source: RefSeq, a predicted model, not a curated record